AUGGACGUCACAUUUGCCAUCCGAGACAAGAUCGUGAGACGACUGUCCUGUCCGCCCCAGGGCAGCAACGAUCGCCUGAUGAGCCUGCGUCUGUCUCUUCGGGGAUCCAACUUCGUCACCAUCAUCAUCGCUCACGACCCAACAAUGACCGACUCAGACAAGACGAAGUCUAAGUUCCAAGAAGACCUGCACGCCCUCCUGGCGUCUUUGCUGAAGGCGGAUAAGUUGAUUGUCGGUGAUGAUCCCAAUGCCCGCGUCGAGACAGACCAUUCUGCCUGGAGAGGAGUGCUGGGUCCUCACGGCUCCAAUGAUAACGGCCUCCUCCUCCUGUUAACCUGCGCUGAAAAUUGUCCCCUGCUGGCCAACACCUUCUUUCUUCUGCCGAUGCGGAAGAAGGCCACCUGGACGCCGCCCCGACCGCGGCGCUGGCAGCCGAUGGACUAUGUUCUCGGUCGGCGGCGAGAUAGGCAGGAUGUGAUGGUGACCAAGGCGAUCUGUGACUCUGAUGGCUGA
Messenger RNA from Spirometra erinaceieuropaei, 513 nucleotides. Lineage: Eukaryota; Metazoa; Platyhelminthes; Cestoda; Diphyllobothriidea; Diphyllobothriidae. The record is from the annotation of a GenBank genome assembly.